This is a messenger RNA of Daldinia loculata, 3642 nucleotides long. RefSeq lists its product as uncharacterized. Gene Ontology annotation, cellular component: IRE1-TRAF2-ASK1 complex. The transcript is spliced from 2 exons. The record is from RefSeq and is a predicted model, not a curated record. Gene Ontology annotation, biological process: IRE1-mediated unfolded protein response; intrinsic apoptotic signaling pathway in response to endoplasmic reticulum stress; mRNA processing. The coding region runs from base 1 to 3642 and encodes 1213 amino acids. Gene Ontology annotation, molecular function: RNA endonuclease activity; protein serine/threonine kinase activity; ATP binding. Lineage: Eukaryota; Fungi; Ascomycota; Sordariomycetes; Xylariales; Hypoxylaceae.
AUGUUACGACGGCCUCCUGGCGAGGGACGGCUCGUCGUUCAGCAGCGCAAGGUUCUGCUCGCCUUAGCCGUCUUCCUUCUACCUUGGCUCCAGCUUGUCGAUGCUCAGCAGCAGCAACACCGACAGCAAUCCCCUCCGGAACCAGCUUCCGUUGCUAAUCUCCUAAACGACUAUAACAAUGAUAACGUAGGCGUGAACAAACAUGACGUUCACGGCCCAGACGUCCCUAUUCCCCGACACGAGUCCUUCGGUGCUGAGCGAGUCGUAGGCAACCUCGCUACCGCUACGCCCUCCAAACCACGCAACCAUCACGAGACCCCAGCUGUUAGCCGCAGGAACAGUGUCACUACCAAUAAGCAGCGAUUCCGAAACGUACCUUUUCCUAACGAUGCGAGCGCCCUCGCAACUUUGGCUCCGGCUUUGUCCGUUCGAGCACCAAAUUCUCCAAGAUAUCUGCCCAGCCUGCUCGCCGGUGCUGGGCUUUCCUCGCCGCAGAUUGCGCGGAGUCUGGAGAAUUGGGAAGUGGAAGACUACAUUCUUCUGGCGACCGUCGAUGGACAUCUUUAUGCUGUUAACCGCGAGUCCGGCGACGAGCGCUGGCAUCUCCAAGUUGAGCAACCUAUCGUCGAAACCAUUCACCGCCGCCCAAAUAGCUCCCUAGCCGAUAGACGAGAUGGCUAUGAUCAUCAUCCCCUGGAUGACUACAUUUGGGCUGUCGAGCCAACCCGUGAUGGUGCCCUUUACGUCUGGACCCCAUCUGGCUUUGGCAGCGGCCUGAUGAGUACGGGCCUAACAAUGAAGCAGCUAGUGGAAGAGUUCGGCUCCUACGCUGUUCAGAAUCCACCCGUAGUCUAUACUGGUCACAAGAAAACGACCAUGAUCACGCUGGACGCGGCGACCGGUCGCGUUCUUAAGUGGUUCGGACAGGGUGGCUCGCAGGUUGAUCAAAGUGCUACUUGCUUCCCCCCGAACGGGCGUUUCGUUGACUCGGACAAUGAGGAAUGCAGUGAUAGUGGCACCAUCACUCUGAGUAGAACAGAGUAUAUCGUUACCAUACACCGAUCGGAUGACGGUAGGGAGAUUGCCACACUUAAAUAUGCCGAAUGGGGCCCAAACAAUUUCGAUAAUGAUCUCCAUCAGCAGUAUCGAGCGACGCAGGAUAACCGAUACUUUACUAGCCAGCAUGACGGUAAAGUCUAUGCGCUCGCCUACCCUGCCGGAGCCACUUCCUUCGCGCUCCAAUUCUCUGUCCCCGUCGCGCGUGUUUUCGACAUCGCUAGGCCUGAAGAUGCUCCUCCCGGUAGCAACCCCGAGCUUGUCCUGCUCCCUCAGCCCGUUCCGCCCGCUCGAGACGAAGACUCUGCCCGCGUCAGAAGCCAUAGCGUAUUUCUCAACCAGACCGAAUCCGGUAGCUGGUAUGCCAUGUCUGGUUGGUCGUACCCUUUGAUUGUCGAUGCUCCGGCGGCACAGCUUAGCCGUAGGAACCGAUGGGACACCGAGAACCCUUGGGAUACGCUUGAUACUACAUGGGCAAACAAGGUGUUGGUUGGUACUCAUGUCCUAGGGAAUGCAAGGACCGUGGCGCAGUGGCCGCCAACUAUUCCUCCAAGUUUGCCUUCCUCACCUUUCACGCCCGAAUCUGACAAUGAUGAUAAUGAAUCUGUCGUGCCGACCUCACUGCCUGAUACGGAGGCUGAUUCUACAGGCAUCGUUGGCAGCAUCGUUGCUCUUCCGCAGUACGCCGCUGAUAAGACAGUCGACUUCUUGAUGAAUCCGAUUCUAUUCCCCGUCGUCGUCUAUCUCUUGUUCCGCUACUACAAGGACUUGGUUAGGUGGUCCAAACGCCGCAUUAGGCCAAAGCAAUAUCUUGAUACGGUGACAUAUGUACCUUCGACAGAUCCUACAGUUGGUCCGCCACGGGAAGUAGCCGCUGAAGUCGUCCGAGCGUCGGUUGAGGAGCCGGAUGAGAAGCAGCAGUUACAGUUAGUAACUGAAAAGGAAAGUACCGAAAAAGCUGUACCCGCUAUCGUAUCCACCGCGGAGCUUGAGCUGGCAGAUAUAGACGACAACCGUGAACAGCAGACCGAGGGCGAGUCUCCCGAGAAAAAGAAGAAGGCCCACCGCGGCCGGAGAGGAGGUGUUAAACAUCGGAAGGGGGCAAAGAAACAGCGCGACACUGUUGAAAGCUCGGGGGAGAACGCCUCCCCUGAAGCUGGAGAGGGAAUCCCUGGCCUGCAGAACAUCGGUCUACCAUCCAAGCUUGAGCCGAAUAUCACAACCAUGAAUAACGACCCCGAGGACGUAAGCGGCCCGAUCGUCAAGAUAGGUGGUAUCGAGGUCAACCAAGACGAACAGCUUGGUAUGGGCAGUAACGGUACCAUCGUCUUCGCUGGAAAAUUCCACGGACGGGAUGUUGCUGUUAAGCGCAUGCUUACCCAAUUCUGGGAUAUUGCAACCCAGGAGACCCAGCUGUUGCUCGAAAGUGAUCAUCAUCCCAAUGUGAUUCGAUAUUUUGCCAUGUCGAAGAACGAUAGUUUCUUGUACAUUGCGUUGGAGUUGUGCCAGGCUUCGCUUUCGGACAUUAUCGAGAAGCCCGCCAUGUUCCAGGAUCUGGCUCGGGCCGGCGAGAUGGAUUUACCCCGAGUCCUAUUACAGAUCGCACAUGGUCUAGGGUUCCUUCACGACCUUCGCAUUGUUCACCGUGAUUUGAAGCCUCAGAAUAUCCUGGUUACCAUGGGACGCGACGGUAAGCCGCGACUUCUCGUAUCGGACUUUGGGUUGUGCAAAAAGCUCGAAGGAGGCCAAUCAUCUUUCGGCGCGACCACAGCCCACGCCGCUGGGACUUCGGGUUGGCGGGCACCUGAGCUCCUCCUCGACGACGACGCGCGCGAAUCUUCUUCGAUGUCUAUGACCAGCACGCAUAGCGACUCGAGUCAAUUGAUUAGCGCCGAUGUUAUGCCUAAUCGCCGCGCUACUCGCUCAAUUGAUAUCUUUAGUCUUGGACUUGUAUUCUUCUACGUACUCACUAAGGGACUACACCCUUUCGAUUGUGGCGAUCGGUAUAUGCGAGAAGUCAACAUCCGUAAGGGUCAAUUCAGCCUCAAACCUUUAGAUGUACUAGGCGACGCCGCACACGAGGCUAAAGCCCUAAUUGAGACGAUGCUUCGAUCCGAUCCUAGGGCCCGACCUUCGGCUAAGGAUGUCAUGUCCCAUCCGUUCUUCUGGUCGGCAAAAGAACGGCUUGCUUUUCUUUGUGACGUGUCGGAUCAUUUUGAGCUUGAGCCUCGAGAUCCGCCAUCCAGGGCCUUGACGGAGCUCGAAGCAUGUGCCUCUCAAGUGUGCCGCGGCGAUUUUCUCAAGACACUACCUAAGGAAUUCGUGGAGAGCCUGGGAAGGCAGCGCAAAUACACCGGUUCAAGGCUUCUAGAUCUGCUACGAGCGCUCAGAAACAAAAGGUUUCAUUACGGUGAUAUGAGCGAGCCGCUGAAGAGGAUGGUAGGACCGUUGCCAGAUGGAUAUUUAAGUUUCUGGACUCGACGAUUUCCGAACUUGUUGAUUGUGUGCUGCACGGUCAUCUACAAGUUAAACCUCGAGGAACUAGAUAUCUUCAAGGAGUACUUCAAACCGAGAACACCUCUAUGA